Molecule: messenger RNA, 651 nt
Organism: Macrobrachium nipponense
Lineage: Eukaryota; Metazoa; Arthropoda; Malacostraca; Decapoda; Palaemonidae
Product: tropomyosin-like
Exons: 1
Coding region: 1-651 (216 amino acids)
Source: RefSeq, a predicted model, not a curated record
AUGGAAAGACUCAUAGAAGAAAAGCAAGAAAAGGAACGAGUGGUCAAAGGUUUGGAAAUGCAAAACGAAGUUCUUCUGGAAAAUAUGGAUACAAUGCAGGAAAACCUUGAAGAAUUCAGAUUACAGCAGAUCUCGAAGGACAGGAAAAUAGACGAUUUGGAGGAUAAGAACGAGACUCUUAAGAUGAACAUGGCCAAGAUACAGCGAGACCUCGAACGGACGAAGGCUGAGAAGGAGGAGAGAGAACGACACAUGAAAGAUCAAGAGGUACUCGCAGAGGAAAUGAACGUUGCAGUAAAGAACCUGCAGGAGGAGCUGCACCAAAUCAGGCUGGACAAGAGCCGAAUGGAACGCAACCUGGUCGAAGCCAGGGAUAUGCUCGUCAGAGUGAGAAAGCAAAGUUCUGAAAAAACGGAAAAGAUGGCUGCUCUUGAAAGAGAAAUUGAAGACCAAAAGAGGCUGCAAAAGGUUGCUUCCACAAGAGACAAUGAAGAACAUCAGAAAAGGCUUGAAAAGAUGACUGCCUUAGAAAUAGAGAAUAAAAGUCUUUGGAAAGGCCUGGAAAAGAUGGAGAAAAACUAUAAAAACCAGCUUGUUGAGGCCCAAGCUCAAACUAAACUCAAAGAGCGAAGCUAUGAUAAUGCUCAUUAG